UGGGCCAAGGAGGGGGGCCACCUCAGUCCCCGACAGGGCAUUGGAAGGGCAGGUGGAGCUGGUGGCAUUGAUUGCAGUAACCUGAUCCCGAGAGGGAGGCGGUCACAGCGGCAGCAGCACAACGAGGAAGCUGCCUGCAGCUGAGGGCUGCACUGGGAAGAGCUGGGGCUGGGACCCGGUCGGCAGCUGCAGCCUCCUCUCCCGGCCUAUCUAUUUUUAAUGAGCUCCCCUGGCUUCUGCAUCCGGCAGGACACUGAAAGACAGGCCCAGGCGGUGGAGGCCAAAGGCCCCAGCCCUGCCUUGAGCCCUGGCCCCCCAACCCUUCCGGGCAUGAGAGGGCAGCCCUGGGGCCCCGCAGCCCCCCAGCCGGGCAGGGCUCUCCAUGCAGCUGGUGCUGAAGAUGGAUUCGAGCCCAGACAAUGACAGCUGGUUGGAGGAUCAGUGGGAGCGCUGGCUCACGCAUGACAUCAGCCUGGAGGAGUUUGAAGAUGAAGACCUCUCAGAGAUCACUGAUGAGUGUGGCAUCAGCUUGCAGUGCAAAGACACCCUGUCCUUACGGCCCCCGCGCGCCGGGCUGCUGUCUGCGGGCGGCGGCAGUGCGGGGAGCCGGCUGCAGGCCGAGAUGCUGCAGAUGGACCUGAUCGACGCGGCAGGGGACACUCCCGGGGCCGAGGAUGACGAGGAGGACGACGACGAGGAGCGCGCAGCCCGGAGGCCGGGAGCGGGGCCGCCCAAGGCCGAGUCCAGCCAGGAGCCAGCGUCCCGCAGCCAGGGCCAGGGCCUGGGCCCAGGCAGCGGAGACACGUACCGGCCCAAGCGGCCCACCACGCUCAACCUCUUUCCGCAGGUGCCGCGGUCUCAGGACACAUUGAAUAAUAAUUCUCUGGGCAAAAAGCACAGUUGGCAGGAUCGGGUGUCUCGAUCAUCCUCACCCCUGAAGACAGGGGAGCAGACACCACCGCAUGAACACAUCUGCCUGAGCGAUGAGCUGCCCCCCCAGAGCAGCCCCGCUGCCACCACGGAUCGAGGCACCUCCACCGACAGCCCUUGCCGCCGCAGCACAGCCACCCAGAUGGCACCUCCGGGUGGUCCUCCUGCUGCUCCACCUGGGGGUCGGGGCCACUCGCAUCGAGACCGAAUCCACUACCAGGCCGAUGUGCGACUAGAGGCCACUGAGGAGAUCUACCUGACCCCAGUGCAGAGACCCCCAGACCCUGCAGAGCCCACCUCCGCCUUCCUGCCACCCACUGAGAGCCGGAUGUCGGUCAGCUCUGAUCCAGACCCUGCCGCCUACCCCUCCACAGCAGGGCAGCCGCACCCCUCCAUCAGUGAAGAGGAGGAGGGCUUCGACUGCCUGUCAUCCCCAGAGCGGGCUGAGCCCCCAGGCGGAGGGUGGCGGGGGAGCCUGGGGGAGCCGCCGCCACCUCCACGGGCCUCUCUGAGCUCGGACACCAGCGCCCUGUCCUAUGACUCGGUCAAGUACACGCUGGUGGUGGAUGAGCACGCGCAGCUGGAGCUGGUGAGCCUGCGGCCGUGCUUCGGAGACUACAGCGAUGAGAGUGACUCGGCCACCGUCUACGACAACUGUGCCUCCGCCUCCUCGCCCUAUGAGUCGGCCAUCGGAGAGGAAUAUGAGGAGGCCCCCCGGCCCCAGCCCCCUGCCUGCCUCUCUGAGGACUCCACGCCUGACGAACCCGACGUCCAUUUCUCCAAGAAGUUCCUGAACGUCUUCAUGAGUGGCCGCUCCCGCUCCUCCAGUGCUGAGUCCUUUGGGCUGUUCUCCUGCGUCAUCAACGGGGAGGAGCAGGAGCAGACCCACCGGGCCAUAUUCAGGUUUGUGCCUCGACACGAAGACGAACUUGAGCUGGAAGUGGACGACCCUCUGCUGGUGGAGCUCCAGGCCGAAGACUACUGGUACGAGGCCUACAACAUGCGCACUGGUGCCCGGGGUGUCUUUCCCGCCUACUACGCCAUCGAGGUCACCAAGGAGCCCGAGCACAUGGCAGCCCUGGCCAAAAACAGCGACUGGGUGGACCAGUUCCGGGUGAAAUUCCUGGGUUCGGUCCAGGUUCCCUAUCACAAGGGCAAUGACGUCCUCUGUGCCGCUAUGCAAAAGAUUGCCACCACGCGCCGGCUCACCGUGCACUUUAACCCGCCCUCCAGCUGCGUCCUGGAGAUCAGCGUGCGGGGCGUGAAGAUAGGUGUCAAGGCCGAUGACUCCCAGGAGGCCAAGGGGAAUAAAUGUAGCCACUUUUUCCAGUUAAAAAACAUCUCUUUCUGCGGAUAUCAUCCAAAGAACAACAAGUACUUUGGGUUCAUCACCAAGCACCCUGCCGACCACCGGUUUGCCUGCCACGUCUUUGUGUCUGAGGAUUCCACCAAAGCCCUGGCAGAGUCCGUGGGGAGAGCAUUCCAGCAGUUCUACAAGCAGUUUGUGGAGUACACGUGCCCCACAGAAGAUAUCUACCUGGAGUAGCCGCACAGCCCUGCCCUCUGCGUCUCCCGGCCCUCAGGCCAGUGCCAGGACAGCUGGCUGCUGACAGGAUGUGGCACUGCUUGAGGAGGGGCACCUGCCACCACCAGGGGACAAGGAUGUGGGGACCGCUGGCCCAGGGUGGGGGAGGGCGGGGGCGAUGGGGAGAGGCAAAUGCAGUUUAUUGUAAUAUAUGGGAUUAGAUUCAUCUAUGGAGGGCAGAAUGGGCUGUCUGGGGAUCGGGAGGGGGCAGGGCUGGAGGACAGACCUCUGGCAGAGAAGGAUGUCCGUUCCAGGAGCACACAGCCCUGCCCCAUCCUGGGCCUUACCUCCCCUGCCAGGGCUCAGGCGCUCUGGCUCCUGCCUGGAUGAAGCCCGUGCCCCAACCCCCACCGAAGAGUCCUGAGCUCAGGCUGAGCCCAGCCGCCUCCCAAGGACUUUCCAGUGAGGAAAUGGCAACACAUGGAGGUGAAGUCCUGUUCGCAGUUCCGUCAUCUGCAGGGCCUCUGGGUGGCUCCUGCCACUGACCUCACCGGCAUGCUGGCCUGUGGCAGGCCUAGGAACUCAGUGGGGAGGGGGAGCUGCUGCAAGGCCCUGUCCCAGCAGGAGAGGGAGGCUUCCUGACUGACCCAGGCCAGCCCCAUCUUGGUCCUGUCACCCUGGCCCCAACUAUUAAAGUGCCAUUUCCUGUCUGGA
This is a messenger RNA of Sapajus apella (tufted capuchin), 3169 nucleotides long. It is a transcript of the gene MAPK8IP1, whose product is annotated as mitogen-activated protein kinase 8 interacting protein 1. Lineage: Eukaryota; Metazoa; Chordata; Mammalia; Primates; Cebidae. Gene Ontology annotation, biological process: regulation of JNK cascade. The record is from RefSeq and is a predicted model, not a curated record. Gene Ontology annotation, molecular function: protein binding. The transcript has 12 exons. The coding region runs from base 383 to 2476 and encodes 697 amino acids. Gene Ontology annotation, cellular component: cytoplasm.